Molecule: messenger RNA, 570 nt
Organism: Mytilus trossulus (common blue mussel)
Lineage: Eukaryota; Metazoa; Mollusca; Bivalvia; Mytilida; Mytilidae
Exons: 1
Coding region: 1-570 (189 amino acids)
Source: RefSeq, a predicted model, not a curated record
AUGGGAGGAGUGUGGGAAAGGAUGAUAGGUGUCACACGAAGAAUAUUAGACGCUGUUAUCUUAACUUCUAGUAGUAAAAGUUUGACUCAUGAAAGUUUAACAACAUUCUUAGCUGAAGUGACCGCUAUUAUUAACGCAAGACCCAUUGCACAGAUAUCAUCAGAUCCAGAAAUGCCUUUGAUUCUAAGCCCAUCAAUGCUCUUAACUGGAAAACAAGACUACUUACCUGUGAUAACGGACACAUACAAUCUCAAGGAUAUGUAUCGUGCACAAUGGAAACAUGUGCAAGUUCUAUCAGAUAUAUUCUGGAAGCAUUGGAGGUCAGAUUAUUUACAAUGUUUGCAACAGAGACGUAAAUGGCACGUUGACAAAGACGAUAUCAAAGUUGGUGAUAUAAUUCUUAUGAGAGACAAAUCUAUUUACCGAGGAGAGUGGCCACUAGGCAUUGUGGAGGAAGUUUUCAAAAGUGAUGAUGGAAAAGUACGCAAGGCUCGCCUCCGCAUUUACAAGGAAGGAAAAGCUGUUACAUAUACUAGACCGAUUAGUGAGAUGGUUUUAUUGGUAGACUGA